AUGAGGAUAUCUACAGUAUUCAAUUCGAUAUUGUUGUCAGCAGCAAUUGCUAACGCUCUUGUAGAGAAUAAUAUUAAUGAAUCAAAACCUAUAAAACAAAAAAGAUCAUUUUUGAGUGCAUUGUUUGGAGGAAGUACUACAUCAUCAUCAUCAACUCCAGCAGUAGCAGAUGCCGUUGUCCAAGCAGCUGCCGCCGCUCCAGUAUCAUCAGUAGUUGCAGCUCCAGCUGCCGCCGCUUCCCCAAUAGUCGCUGCCGUUUCAUCAGCAGUUGCAGACCCAGCAGCAUUGCCUGUCACAUCAGGAACAACCACAGAAAGCACAGCUUCAGUAAUACCUGUUGCAGAUCCACUUGCUGCUGAUACCACAACAAAUCCAUUAGCAGUUCCAACCACAACAGCCAUACCCACACAAACUUCAACCACAGAUGAUUUGCUAGGAUUGUUCGGAGGUUAUGCAAUCUCAUCAUCAUCAUCAAGUAGAACUAAUUCAAGUAGUUCAUCAUCAUCAUCUUCAUCUAUACUUUCAUCAACUACACCACUAGUACUUUUCCCAACAACAACUUCCACACCAACUACUUCAACACAAGAUGCAUUAAACCUUUUUGGUUUACUCGAUGAAACUACUAGCUCUUCAAGUUCAAGUUUAAGUUCAAGCUCCAUUGCAAUUUAUAGUCCAAGUUCUUCAAGUACUAGUUCUUCAUCAUCAACAACAUCAACCAAAGCAGCCUUCAAUCUUUUUGGUUUAUUCGAUGCAGCAACUACUGCCAGCGUAAGCUCAGACCCUGUUUCAUCUUCAGUUGCAUCUUCAACUUCAAGUGUUUUAGCUUCGUCAACAUCAAGUUCUUUAGCAGAAGAAGACCCUUUAAAUAUAUUAUUCGGUUUAGGUUCUAGUAGUUCAUCAUCAUUACCUGCAAGUUCAAGUUCAAGUUCAUCUAUCCAGAGUUCAUCAAGUUCAGAUGAUAACAUUCUCGGAUUAUUUGGAAUUGCUACCCCAACAUCUUCUAUUGCUUCUAGUUCUACUACAUCAUCUUCUAGUAUAGCUCCAUCAUCAACAUCAACAACAUCAGGUGGACUUAUAGCUAACUUCUUUGGUCUCUUUGACGCUGCAACCACCACUUCAAGUACGACCCCAAGCUCAUCUACUGCUUCAUCUGUUAGCUCAUCAGCAGUACCAACUAUUAUCAAUUUUGCAGCUCCUGUGGCUGCUGCUAUUAGCAGUGAUGAUGAUGAAGAAUGUGAAACUGAAACCGAUGGUGACGAUCCAACUUUAAGUUUACCAAGUUUACCCACCAUUAGUUUACCGGGAUUACCAACUAUCAGUUUACCAGGAUUAAGUGAUCCAACUAGUUCAAAUUCAAGUUCAAGUUCAAGUGACGAUGAUGACGAUUGUGAAACUGAAACCGAUGGCGACGAUCCAACUUUAAGUUUACCAAGUUUACCCACCAUUAGUUUACCGGGAUUACCAACUAUCAGUUUACCAGGAUUAAGUGAUCCAACUAGUUCAAAUUCAAGUUCAAGUUCAAGUGACGAUGAUGACGAUUGUGAAACUGAAACCGAUGGCGACGAUCCAACUUUAAGUUUACCAGGUUUACCAACUAUCAGUUUACCAGAUUUACCUAGUGUCAGUUUAUCAGAUUUAAGUGAUCCAACAAGUUCAAGUGACGACGAUGAUGACUGCGAAACUGAAACUGAGAGUGAUGAUCCAACUUUAAGUUUACCAGGUUUACCUACCAUUAGUUUACCGGGAUUACCAACUAUCAGUUUACCAGGAUUAAGUGAUCCAACUAGUUUAAGUUCAAGCCCAAGUACAAGUACAAGUUCAAGUGAUGACGAUGACGAUUGUGAAACAGAGGACGGUGAUCCAACUGAAUCCAAUGAUAAUGAUCCAACCGAAAGUACUUCAGGACCAACUAUUAGCUUACCAAACAUUAGUUUACCAGAUUUAGGUGGUAACCCAAGUAGCUCAUCUUCUGAUGAUGACGAAGACUGUGAAACUGAAACUGAUGGUGAUGAUACUACUACAGGAAUAACAAUUAGUAUUCCUACUAGCUUAUUUGGUGAGACAAGUGAUAAUGUAAUCAAUACUUCUUCCAAUGAUCCAAGUGACCCAACUGAAUCCAGUGAUCCAAGUGAAUCAGGAGAUGACGACGACUGCGAAACUGAAACAGAUCCUAGUGAUCCUACUAGUCCUACUUCUGGAUUAAUCGGUAUUUCGAUUGCCACUUCAUCUGGAACCACUUCCUCUGUUGAUGAUUCAUCUAUUACUGUUGGUCCUUCAAGUGUUGAUUCAAGUUCUAGCAUCGAUGCUACUUCGUAUAUUGAGUCAGAGUCGGAUGAUGAUGAUUGUGAAACUGAAACUGAUGGUGAAACUGAUGGUGAAUCCACAAGCGUCGGUGUGACUGUGAGUGUUGGUGGAACCAGUGCUAUCACUUCUGGUGUUUCAAUUCCAUCUUCAUUCACCAUUGGUAACUUUUCUGCUACUAUUGGUUCAUCAACGAGCACCUCUGCAUCAUCUAUUGCAACAAGCAGCGAUGAUGACGAUGAUGAUUGUGAAACAGAAACAGAAACAGAAACGGAAGGCGAAACUACAAUUGUAACACAAUCUCAAGGCUUUACCUAUACUAUCACUUCAAAUGGUACGACUCUUAUUGUCACCAAUUCUUUCACAAAUGUCAAUUCUGGAACAACCACUGUUAUUGAUAGUGAUACUGAACUUGAUUGUGAAACCGAAACUGAAACUGAAGAAGAAUCUGGAUCAGGUAUCAUAAUUACAAAUACUGUUAGUGCCACUGUUACCAAUCUUAACACGGUUACAACCACUGAUGUUGAUACAGAAACAGACGAUGAAGAAGAUUGUGAAACUGAAGUUGUUACAGUUUCAACUGAAGAAAGUACCAUAGUUAAUGCACUUACAACUAUCACCACAACUAUCUUGCACACUUCGACUUAUGUUGUCGGAGAUGUUGUCGAUCCUGAAACUACUAUUGUUGUAACUAUGACAAAUACCAUUGCAGGUGAAAGUUCCUCAGAUUAUGAUUCAGAUGAAGAUUAUGAAGAAUAUUGUGAUACUGAAGUCGUUCUUGAAACAACCGGGACUGUCAUUGUGACAGUCACUAAUACAUAUGAAUCGACCGAAACUGAUUCUUGGUUAUACGAUUCUGAUGACGAUGAAGAUAAUUGUGAAACCACUAUCUAUAACGUGGUUACUAAUACUCUUGUUGCCCAAGAUACUACAAUAGUUGAAAUUGUCACCAACACAGUUGCUGCUGAAGAUUCAUCAGCAACUGAAAGUGCUGGAGGAUAUGUUUGCCCAGACUAUUAUGAUACUGAUGAUGAUGACGAUGACGAUGAUUCUUGUGACGCUACUUGUCCAUGUGCUGACGAUGGUAUUAUUUAUAGUAAUUCUGGCUCUGGAAGUGGAUCUAGUAGUUCUGGAUCUAAUGUUGGUUCUGGUUCUGGAUCUAGUUCUGGAAGCGGAUCUGGAUCUGGAAGUAGCUCUGGAAGUAGUUCAAUUUCUGGUUCUAAUGAUGAUGACGACGACGAGGACGAUGACAAUACUUGUACCGAAGAUGGUUCCGGUUCAGAUGAAGAUGACGACGUUGAAACAUUUGCAACUGUUAAAACAGCAACAGUAGCUUCAGUCUCUACUUAUGAAUCAGUUGAAACAUUCGUUACCACAAUAACAUCAGCCGGUAAACCAGUUGCUAGUACAUCUGUUCGUACAGUCACAUCACUUGAAACUAUACUCAGUACUUAUUUAACAGUUGGAGAUGUCACUUCUACUUUAACUUACGCUACUACUGCUGUAACUACCAGCGAUGAUUAUGAAUGUGAGACAGAUGAUGAUGAUUAUACAACUGCACUGAUUAUAUCUUUCUCAACUAGUGCCAAAUAUUAUAAUUCAAGUAGCAUUGCUACUAGUACAUCUACUGCUGCUGGUGGAAUUCUUGGUUUCCUUAAAAAUCUUGAAGUAAACAUCACUGCUCCAACAUCAUUCACUAUCUUACCAACUGAAACUUCAACUCCAUUAAUUGAAUCUCAAAGUGAUAGUGGUAGUAAAAUGGUUCAAACUAGUGGAUUAUUCAUGAUGUUAGCAUCCAUUUUAACUAUCCUCUUUACUUGA
Molecule: messenger RNA, 4122 nt
Organism: Scheffersomyces coipomensis
Lineage: Eukaryota; Fungi; Ascomycota; Pichiomycetes; Serinales; Debaryomycetaceae
Gene: PGA25
Product: Pga25p
Exons: 1
Coding region: 1-4122 (1373 amino acids)
Source: RefSeq, a predicted model, not a curated record